This is a messenger RNA of Oncorhynchus keta (chum salmon), 5482 nucleotides long. Its product is annotated as E3 ubiquitin-protein ligase ZNRF1-like. The transcript is spliced from 5 exons. The record is from RefSeq and is a predicted model, not a curated record. Lineage: Eukaryota; Metazoa; Chordata; Actinopteri; Salmoniformes; Salmonidae. The coding region runs from base 237 to 1010 and encodes 257 amino acids.
GAUGAAACUGAAUUCACUUCCGCUGGUAACCAAAAGCAGUCAGACGUGAGGGAUGUCAAAGAAAAUUAAAUGUGGAGAGAAGAGACGAUUCAGAAACAGGAAAGGAACCGUUUGACAAUACUCUAUUUAUAGAACGAAUAUAAUUUAAGAGAUCGUGGUAAGAAUUUAAAUAGACAUUUCGAAAAUAUCACUUUUUAGCUAAAUCUCCUGUUUUGUGGGUAAAAAAAACGAAAGAGAUGGGGACAAGAGCUAGUCGUUUACAAGAGGACCCAGUGUCUUCGGAUUUCGUCAAAGAUGGCAUAAAGCGGGAUUCCUAUCGACGACCCCGCUGCAAUAGGCCCGCCAGUCUUAAAAUAGACUUUUCGGGGAGUUUUGACGAUUCGGAGACCAACCGUAGCCGAUCGGAGGAGGGCAGCGAUUCGGACAUAGGGCAACAGGCGAGUGCCGUUGGAAGCCCCGCCGACCACAACAGCCACCCAUCCAUCAGCCAGUCAUCACCAGCGGAAGACAACAGCGAAUGCAAGCGCGAGGAAGACGGUAAUAGCAGUCCCGAGGGUGCUGUCAACGGGGAACAUCUGCCCGGAGAGGAGACAGGCCGCGUGUCUCACCGCACUUUCUCUGAACGUUUACCCGGCAAUCGACACUCUAACUGGCGCAACGUCAGCGCAAGAUCCGCACGAAUGAGAGGCAUCAAUCAACGCCCGGCGUCGGAGGCUUGGAUUGGCCUCUACCGUGUCAACAACCGACAUGAUAUCCGCUGUCCGUUCUGCUCCAAGUCUUUCUCGGGGGGCAAGAUUGAGAAUCACCUGUUGAGCUGCCUCACAUCUCCAUCUCUCCCUUACAAUGCGGACGUGCUCAGUAAGGACAGCGGUGAGUGUUCCAUCUGUCUGGAGGAGCUGCAGCAAGGAGAGACCAUUGCCCGGCUGGCCUGCCUAUGUGUCUACCACAAGGGCUGUAUAGACUCCUGGUCCAAGGUGAAGCCAUGCUGUCCCGAACACCCUUUUGAUUGACUCAUGGGUCACAUGUCCUGCUCAGGGACACACCUGACUCGGGAGACUGCAAUGUUUCUAUAAUUGCAGCAAAUAUAUUAUGGCAAUGAAAAAUACCAGAGGCAAGCCUCCUAAUUUUACUGAACCAGACACAGCCCCACAAGGAUGUCAAUGAAAAAUACCAGAGGCAAGCCUCCUAAUUUUACUGAACCAGACACAGCCCCACAAGGAUGUCAAUGAAAAAUACCAGAGGCAAGCCUCCUAAUUUUACAGACCCAGACACAGCCCCACAAGGAUGUGACCGCAGACCACUUUUUUUCUCUUCGACCUGGUUCAGUCCAUUUGAGCUGGUUCAGUCCGUUUGAGCUCAACUCAGACCACUAUAACUACAGCUGGAAUAGACAGCCACCUCUCCUCUGUGAACAAAGCCCAAACUAUAAACUGCUGCACUCCAGAAAAACGGUAAAGCGAUAUAUUAUCAUACAAGGUUGACAGUCCCGUGAAAGUCCUUUUUUUAACGCGAGGAGGUGAGGAAAAAUGUGUGUUUCUGUUGUCCCAUGCAUUCCUCUUCCCCUAAUGUGGACUUUUCCAUAUGGGAUAGGUCAUUUUUGUCUUAUGAUGCAGCAAAACAAUAUUGGGCAGAGAUUCACGUUCCAGUGAAUAAAUGUUUCUGUCCAUAAAAAAAAAACAACCCAGCUCUGAAAAUGUUAACUGUUCAUGCUUAAAUAUUGCAAUGCAUUGUUUUUUUUAUAGCCCGAUGUUGGAAAGCAGGGCUUUAUUUUGUGGAUGGGGUUGCUGUAGUAGUAGUGAUUGUAGGUGGUUUUCUAUUGUCGCCAUGAUACACCCACCAUCCCUCUCCUGAAAUGUGAGUUGAUUGUGGAGUUAAAAGCGGAUGAUGUUGGUUGGUGCUGAACCCACUGUGUUAGCGCCUUUUACCGCAACUACAGUAGGUUGUUGGCAUUUCCCAGGCCAUAGUACUGGUGUUAUGCCCAUACUGAGCACUUCUUACCCCAAGGCUGAGCACUUCUUAGAUAAGGUGUGCUUGACUGAACCACAGUUGCUAAUUUAGUAACAACAGUUGUGUGUGUGUGUGUGAGCGGUGUGGACAGUCAAUGUCCUGGAUGACAGCGCCCGACUCUGGACAGCAGAGGCGAACUGCAGACUUCUCACUGGCUGUGUAAAUGACAGGUGUGUGUGUGUGUUCUUAGUGCCCUUAUACCCUCUGGGUGAGAUUUGUUUUAACCCUAGUGUUGUUACAUGUCAUUUCAGCAAGCCAUAACACCCAACAUCUCAGAUUGUUCGGAAAUUGUUUCUCUGUAGUUAGUAACCGAUAAGAGUUCCUGACACUACUUGUCUGUCACAGAGAACUGAUACUACAGUGCCUUCGGAAAGUAUUCAGACCCCUUGACUUUUUCCACAUUUUUGUUUCGUUACAGCCUUAUUCUAAAAUGGAUUACAUUUUUUAAAAUCCUCAUAAAUAUACACACAAUACCCUUUAAUGAAAUAGCGAAAACAGUAUUAUUGUUUUUAAUUGCGAAAGAAAAUGUGUCAACAGAUAACUAACGUAUUCAGACCCUUUGCUACAAGACUGGAAAUUGAGCUCAGGUGCAGCCUGUUUCCAUUGAUCAUCAUUGAUGUUUCUACUACUUAAUUGAAUUUAACACAGAUGGAUUCCAAUCAAUUGGACAUGAUUUGGAAAAGCACACACCUGUCUAUACACGGUUCCACAGUUGAUCGUGCAUGUCAGAGCAAAAACCAAGCCAUGAUGUCAAAGGAAUUGUACGAAGAGUUCCAAGACAGGAUUGUGUCGAGGCACAGAUCUGGGGGAAGGGUACCAAAGAAUGUCUGCAGCAUUCAAGGUCCCCAAGAACACAGUGGCCUCCAUCAUUCUUAAAUGGAAGAAGUUUGGAAUCACCAAGACUCUUCCUAGAGCUUGCUGCCUGGCCAAACUGAGCAAUCGGGGAGAGGGGCAUUGGUCAGGGAAGUGGCCAAGAACCCGAUGGUCACUCUGACAGAGCUCCAGAGUUUUUCUGUGGAGAUGGGAGAAGCUUCCAGAAGGACAACCAUCUCUGCAGCACUCCACCAAUCAAGCCCUUAUGGUAGAGUGGACAGAUGUAUGCAUUUCUUUAGUAAAAGGUACAUAACAGCCUGCUUGGAGUUUGCCAAAAGGCACCUAAAGACUCUCAGACCAUGAGAAACAAGAUUGAACUCUUUGACCUGAAUGCCAAGCAUCACAUCUGGAGGAAACCUGGAUCAUGCUGUGGGAAUGUUUUUCAGCGGCAGGGACUGGGAGACCAGUCAGGUUCAAGGCAAAGAUGAACGGAGCGAAGUACAUCAGAGAUCCUUGUUGAAAACCUGCUUCAGUGCUCAGUACCUCAGACUGGGGAGAAGGUUCACCUUCCAAUAGGACAAUGACCCUAAGCACAUAGCCAAGACAAUACUGGAGUUGCUUCUGGACAAGUCUCUGAAUAUCUUUGAGUGGCCCAGCCAGAGCCUGGACUUGAACCCGAUCAAACAUCUCUGGAGAGAUCUGAAAAUAGCUGUGCAGCGAUGCUUCCCAUCCAACCUGACAGAGCAUCUGCAGAGAAGAAUGAGAGAAGCUUCCCAAAUACAGGUGUGCCAAGCUUGUAGUGUCAUACCCAAAUAGACUUGAGGCUGUAAUCACUGCUAAAGGUGCUUCAACAAAGUAUUGAGUAAAUGGUCUGAAUACUUGUGUAAGUGGAAUAUUUCUGUCAACCACAAAAAAUGUUUGCUUUGUCAUUAUGGGGUAUUGUGUGUAGAUUGAGGGGAAACAUUUUUCAUAAAUUUUAGAAUAAGGCUGUAACCUAACAAAAUGCGGAAAAAGUCAAGGGGUCUGAAUACUUUCCAAAGGCACUGUAUAUACUUGUUGGGUUGGGACUGGUGUGGGGGGUCAGUGCCUGGCUUUUGACCAUUCCUUUGGAUUCCUCAUGUCUAACUCAUUGUUUGAAGAAAGUGUGGCCCAAUUCAGAUGUUAGCUACUAUAUUGAAUAAAUAUUAUAUGAAUCCUAUAAAUUAAAAUGCCCAAUUUGGAUGCAAUCAGUUAGCUUUCAAAAAUAUGUUGCAUGAAUGCUAAUCUUAUGUUUCUAACAGAAAUGAUUUCAGAACGAUCAAUGAUGGUUGAUGUCUACCCUCUUUCCUCUGCUUUAGGAACAAAGUAGCACUAUGGUCGUUCCACCUUAGGAACGAAGGUGGAACGACCAUAGUGCUACUUUGUUCCUAAAGCAGUGUGAUUAAAAACCAUACUGCUACGAUGACUUGGCCCUCGUCUCAGUGAGACCAACCCGUCCUGUCGUGCUGAAGGCAUGUGGUGGUGUCUCCCCCUGCCUCUCUCGCUCUGUCUGGGGUGUAGUCCGGAAUAUUGGACCAGGCCCUGUGCACUUGUCUGGCCAUCUGGCUGUGUUCAUGUCAAUGUGAGGGAUGAUGUAUUUUAGGGCAUGAUUACGCCAUGAGGCAUCUGCCUCGCCUAUCCCAUGAUUCCCAUCGCUGGAGGCAAUUAACAUCUGAUGGGGGGGAUUUGUUGUAUUAAGCCACCACCCUUCCCCAUAAGAGGAUUUUUAGACAUUGUAUUAUUACCAUAUGUGUUAAACAAGCUACCGUUGCCUGUGUUGGCUGCCUUUGCCUGGUGAGAGGUUUGUGUCUGUCCAGGCUCCUAUGGUGUAGUCUAGUCCGGGGAUCUGUGGUGACGCUACAGUGAGUUUAUCAAAGCACAGGCGGACUGCUGUAGACCAGCAUGAGGAUCAAUCCUGUUCAGCAUUCCUAUUGGAUGAUCUCCCUGAGUUGUUGCACCACAUCCUGCACUCGCUGAGGUGCUACGACGUGUCGUGCCCUGCCAGCCCUGUGCAUGUUACUCUUUCCACUUCAAAAAAGAAACUAUUACGCCAAAAUGAUGUAUGUCUGUGUAACUGAAACAGUGGGAAGGGAUGUGUGUGAAAAAGAGGAAUUGAUCAUAAGCCCUAAAUGUACUUUUUUUGUGUGGUGAAUAUGAUGAAUAAUUAUGUUGUGUACUUUGAGGAGGAGGAGGGGGGGUUGUCAGUAAAAAUCUGGACAAUCUGAAGCCCCAAAUGUUACAUUACUAUUCUCCCUUUUUACUGUGUGGUGCAAUACCUCAAUUUUUACAAAUACAAAAGCAUAGCUAUUCUCCAGGGAUGAUAUUUUCUAUGUAUUGCAUUCUUGGCGUUUAAUCACAGGGUUCUGUUCCUCCUAGACGCUGAGCUUUGUGACGGUUAUGCUGAUAUAUUCAAUGAGAAUGUUUGUCACCACAGCGAUAUCUGCAUCCCAAGAUAUGGACAAUCUGCCUUCUCUUUGGUAUAAUAGAACAAUUACGUUUAUUUAUUAAAGUGUAAAUAUGUAUUGCAAUUCAAACUGGCUUGGUCUUUGUCUGUUCAUUUGACUGUUUCUAAGCUCCAGUCUUUUGUAUGUCUCAAAAUUGGUUUUAUAUGUAUUUUUUACAAUAAAUAUACUUUUGAGCCCUG